Daucus carota subsp. sativus is the source of this 1259-nucleotide messenger RNA. RefSeq names its product phosphoserine phosphatase, chloroplastic. NCBI's taxonomy places the organism in Eukaryota, Viridiplantae, Streptophyta, Magnoliopsida, Apiales, Apiaceae. Gene Ontology annotation, biological process: L-serine biosynthetic process; dephosphorylation. Gene Ontology annotation, molecular function: L-phosphoserine phosphatase activity; magnesium ion binding. The transcript is spliced from 8 exons. The coding region runs from base 201 to 1079 and encodes 292 amino acids. Gene Ontology annotation, cellular component: chloroplast; cytoplasm. The record is from RefSeq and is a predicted model, not a curated record.
GUUGGCUGCCCGAAAUAAAAUAGCGCAACGUAAAAGAAAGCGCCCUCGGGGAGUCGGGGUAGUUGUACAAUACUUCUCCUUACAUUCUAAACAAGUGUACUCUAAAUACUGUACGUGUGUGUUUCAGUUUCAUCAUUUUCUCACAUCACCUACCCUUUCAUUUGCUCUCCAGAAUCUCAGCAAACAGUUGGCAGAUUAAUAUGAUUAUGGAAGCAUUGGUGGGUAGUGGAGCAAUCAACCCUUUUUAUGCUAAUUGUAGGAGAUUUCAAAACCAUCUAUAUUUCCCAAAGCUUGUUUCUGUGAAAUAUUCAGCUACUAGUAAGUCUAGGUUCUUGAAUUUGGUGGUUUCUGCUUCGUUUGAAUCUGCUCAACCCUCUACGAUGGAUCGUUUCGACAAUACUUUGCCAUCGAAAGAGGUUCUAGAGAUUUGGCGGAGUGCAGAUGCUGUAUGCUUUGAUGUUGAUAGUACAGUGUGUUUGGACGAGGGCAUUGAUGAACUUGCAGAAUUUUGUGGUGCUGGCAAGGCUGUUGCUGAAUGGACUGCUAGGGCAAUGAACGGGUCUGUUCCUUUCGAGGAAGCAUUAGCUGCUAGGCUUUCUCUCUUUAAUCCUUCCUUGCGCCAAGUACAAGAUUUUCUUGAGACAAGGCCACCAAAGAUUUCCCCAGGCAUAGCUGAAUUGGUUAGUAAGCUGAGGAAUAAUGAUACCAAUGUAUAUUUGAUCUCUGGAGGCUUUCGGCAAAUGAUUAAUCCCGUUGCAUCAAUUCUUGGAAUACCACAAGAGAACAUCUUUGCUAAUCAGCUGCUAUUUGGAAGUGCUGGGGAGUUUCUGGGAUUCGAUAAAGAUGAACCAACUUCAAGAAGUGGUGGAAAAGCAACUGCUGUACAACAGCUAAAAAAGGCUCAUAAUUACAAAGCACUAGUCAUGAUUGGAGAUGGUGCCACUGAUCUUGAGGCUCGUCAACCUGGAGGUGCUGAUUUGUACAUAUGCUAUGCUGGAGUUCAAUUACGAGAGGCUGUGGCAGCAGAAGCUAAUUGGCUUGUGUUUAAUUUUAGAGACUUGAUAGAUUCUUUGGAGUAACCUCACUUACCUGUAUUGUUCACUUCUUUACUUUCCUCGGUCAUUAUUUUGUUUGGUGUGUAGCACCUACAUAUCUGUUAUAUUCACGCUAUGCUAGGAAAAUCAUCUGUAUUUGAUUUGCUUUGUUUCCCAGCGUACAAUUUUGAAUGAGUAACAAUAAAGACCUUUGGCUUUUCUCAA